AUGGCUUAUUGUUCUCAUUUCUUCUUAUUAGCAACCAUUGUUGUUUUUGCCUUACUAAGCAUUGCUUCAGCAGAAUACAGGUCCGGCCGUAGCCUGAAGCCGUACCGAUCCGAUGAUCGUCCAUCCUACAAGGCUGGGCGUAGCUUAGAGACUUACGAACCGGAAGAAAAUGCUCCAAGUUACAAGUCUGGUCAUAGCCUACAUUCAUACAAACCCCUUGAAAAAAGUGAUGAUGCUAUAAAUAUUCAAGGAAUGAUCUAUUGUAGAGAAUCCAAGGAUUUGAUUCCCAUGCAAGGGGCAACAGCAAGGGUUACAUGCAUGUUAAAGGACAAAUAUGGAGAUGAAAAGGCACCUUUCUCAGUAAAGACACCAGUCACAGAUAAAAAGGGUUACUUCCUUAUCAAUUUAGCCAAUUACACACCUCCAGGCUACACCCUCGGCAGCUGCAGGGUGUUCCUUAAUGAACCCGCCGAUUACUGUGACUGCAAUGUCCCAACUGAUACUAACGAUGGCCUUUCUGGUGCUCAUCCUUCCAAACCUAGACGCCUUUCGGACAAUGCUAUCAUCUACUCUGUUGCACCUUUUGUCUUCAAAUUAUCCUCAAAGUAA
Messenger RNA from Chenopodium quinoa (quinoa), 609 nucleotides. RefSeq names its product proline-rich protein 1-like. The record is from RefSeq and is a predicted model, not a curated record. NCBI's taxonomy places the organism in Eukaryota, Viridiplantae, Streptophyta, Magnoliopsida, Caryophyllales, Amaranthaceae. Bases 1 to 609 code for a protein of 202 amino acids. The transcript has 2 exons.